Messenger RNA from Notodromas monacha, 1427 nucleotides. The record is from the annotation of a GenBank genome assembly. Lineage: Eukaryota; Metazoa; Arthropoda; Ostracoda; Podocopida; Cyprididae.
GUCUUAGUGAAGGUUUUCAUCUUUGAGUUUCUAUUGUGAAAUCUGAUCUGACCUUGCCUUUUAUGUGUCUUAAUCAGUUUCUAGCCAAAGGAGUGCGCUGACAGCAAAUUUCGACGCCAAUCGACGGAGCGAUAAAGAUCGACAGUGCCCGAAAAACAUCAACGUAAAAAGUCUGACACACACAGUGAAAAUCGGGGAUUGAGGCGCAGGAAUUGAAGGAAAACAAUUGGGAACCCUUGGAAAGACAAGGCAUAGUAACUGAGGCCAAGAAACAAACCAAGAACACAAAAAAUGGCUAUCAUCUUUGGAGUGACAUCUAUGAUUUUGCUGGGAUUCCUUGCUGCCUCUGAUGGCUCUCUGUGCUCUAAUGUCGGCGGAAAGUUGGCUUGUGAUGACAUUUGUGAUGUGAAGAGGCCAGGGAACUAUAACUUCUCAGUAGACUUCAUUGGAACCAGGUUGGAUUUGGAUUGUGUCCGCUACAAAGGCUUGAAGACUGUUAGGUUGUUCCAAAGAACAUUCUGCAGGGGGAAGACGGGUGGCAUGGACUCUAUAGUGCAGCCUUGGAAUAUGUGCUUCUUCAAUUAUGAAAAUGAGCACAUCAACAAAGCAAUCCAGACUUUGCCACAAGAGGAGACUGCACUGCAAGAAGAUGAGGUUGUUGCAAAGAUCAGUGUGUCGGGGCCCACAUCAGUGACCACACCAAAAGGGUCAGUGUUGACAGUGAUGUCAACUACGGUUCCAACAUUGGAGGCAGAAACAAUGAAAACAGCAACGGAGAUGACAGCAAUGGCUUUGCCAGCAACAACGAUGAAUCCACCAAUUGCAGCAGUGUCUAUGGCGUCUUUGGCAACCACACCAAGUUCCAAUAAAAAAGUGUCAUCAGUGAUCCCGGAGGCCCCUGUGUCCACUAGUGCUUCCAUUAGUGUUGACACUAGUGGUCACCACCAGUUUGUUGAUCCCCUGGGUGUGCGGGUUCCUGUAGAACCAGAUGAAGUGCCACCCAGUACUGCACUGUCUGAAACCAUUAAGGGAGAUUUUGCAGGGAUCAUGAGCAAUCUUGACAACAUUUCUCGAUUAGACAUUUCUGCAUCAUUCAGGGAUGGAACUAUAGUUCAUGCUAGGGUUCCUGCUUGGGCCAUCAAGGUCCUGAAAUGGGUUGGCAGCCUCUUUGACCCUCAGCAAAGAGUUAUCUGUGGAGGAGAUCAUUGUUUGACUUGUGUGGCAACUGCUGGGUGUCUGGAUGCAGAGGAGGCUGCAUUCUAGGCCUCAGACUGAUGGCACACUUCCCACCAGUGUUGAAACUGUCAGCCUAGACAGUUUUCAUACUAUUGGGAAUAUUUAGUGCAUGUUUUUUUGCGCAAUAGAGACAAGAGAGUUGUUGGUAAGAGGACAUUAAUAAAAAUAUUGCCUAUUGUCCUUCCAACAUA